Messenger RNA from Salpingoeca rosetta, 1098 nucleotides. RefSeq lists its product as uncharacterized. The coding region runs from base 60 to 1052 and encodes 330 amino acids. Lineage: Eukaryota; Choanoflagellata; Craspedida; Salpingoecidae. Gene Ontology annotation, cellular component: Fanconi anaemia nuclear complex. Gene Ontology annotation, biological process: interstrand cross-link repair. The record is from RefSeq and is a predicted model, not a curated record. The transcript has 2 exons.
UGCCACCUCCUUCAACCGUGCCAUCCACGCAGGCCCCAUCACGCCAUCAGGUCAGCCGAAUGGGUUCCCCAGCCACCAGCCCCGUGCGCCCGACACAAGCGCCCUUGUCGUCAGGCACGCCGGGCGUGUCCAUGCCCUCGCCUCGAAAGGUGCAGGCCCUGGCACUGCAGCUUCAGCGCAGCCAGACGCAUCUUGACGACUGGGCGCACGUGCUCUCGCGCGUGGACGUGAGCACGUGCGAACGCCUGUGUCGCCGUGUCUUUGCCCACGCCAUGCAGCAGGUGCAGUCGGAAGAACAGCAGCAGAAGCGGGCAUCAACAACUACCCCUGGUGAAACAACAGGCGCACAUGCUGCACCAAAACCAACAACCACAGCGAUACCAGCUGCUUCAGCGACAGUGAAUGCAAAGGGCACGUCCGAGGACAACCAGCAGCUGUCGUUACGCAUGCAGACGCUUGCUGUCGCUGUCACCAGGGACAUACCCCACAUGACCACGAACGGGUUGCCACACGACCAUGCUGUCGCCAUCCUGCACACGCUCGUCCUCCCUGCGUGCCUGGCGCUGGCAUCCGCACCCUCCCGCGCGCUUCAGCAGGCCCUGCUUGACUCGGCAGCGGCGCGACCGCAAGCGGUGGUUGACGGCGUGAUUGCGCCACUCAUGACAUCGCCCGGCGGGCUUGGUGUGCCCCAGCGCGUGCUUGCUCUUCAGGUGGCACGUGCCCUGUCAGCUGCACCUGUAGCGCAGGCGGCCCUUUCGCGCGUGGCAGCUGCGAUUGUUGCCUCGUCCACGCCGCUCACGGACAACAUGUGUGAGGUGCUCGCCGCCAUGGCGGGGCUGUGUGACGCUCCAACACAGACGCAGCUCGCAAGCAUCGUCUCGUUGCUGUCGUACGCAGCAGUGCCGCAAGCCGAGUCCCUGCGCUUUGCCAAACUUGUGCUCGCUGUUCUUCAGCUGCAAGGGGUUGUGCAGUACCACGGGGCGGCGAUGAAGACGGUUGUUGAUGCAAACAAGACAUUUCUGCGGCGAAAGCUGGCUGCUUGCUUGGCGUGACUUAUCGCUGGCUUGGUUGGUUGGUCGGUCGGUCGGUUGGUGAGUU